Protobothrops mucrosquamatus (brown spotted pit viper) is the source of this 692-nucleotide messenger RNA. It is a transcript of the gene RHOF, whose product is annotated as ras homolog family member F, filopodia associated. The transcript has 5 exons. The record is from RefSeq and is a predicted model, not a curated record. Gene Ontology annotation, biological process: cell migration; small GTPase-mediated signal transduction. Lineage: Eukaryota; Metazoa; Chordata; Lepidosauria; Squamata; Viperidae. Bases 1 to 651 code for a protein of 216 amino acids. Gene Ontology annotation, molecular function: GTPase activity; GTP binding.
AUGGCCGAGAGGAAUAGCUCUGGACCCGGUAGCCGGGAAGGCAGCGAGCCGGGGAAGGGCUGGAAGACGGAGCUAAAGGCGGUGGUGGUGGGCGACGGCGGCUGCGGAAAGACUUCGCUCCUUUUGGUGCAUGCCAAAGGCGCCUUUCCCGAGCAAUACGCCCCUUCGGUCUUUGAAAAAUACACAACCAAUGUCGCUGUGGGGAAAAAAGAAGUAGUCUUACAUUUGUAUGAUACUGCAGGACAAGAAGAUUAUGAUCGCUUACGGCCACUCUCGUACCAAAACACUCAUGUGGUUUUGAUUUGCUAUGAUGUCAUGAACCCUUUUAGCUUUGAUAAUGUAUUAAUCAAGUGGAUCCAUGAAGUCAACCACUUCUGCCGCGGAAUCCCUAUCCUGUUGGUGGGUUGCAAAACUGAUCUCCGGAAAGACAAAGAACACCUCAAGAAGCUCCGCUCUGCUCAACAGGAGCCGAUCACUUACAAGCAGGGUGAAGAGGCCUGUUGCCAGAUCGGUGCCAGCGUGUACCUCGAGUGUUCAGCCAAGUUUCGGGAGAACGUCGAAUGCAUUUUCAGCGAAGCGGCUAGCAUAGCGUUGAAUGCCAUCAAGAAGGCCAAACGCCAGAAGAAAUCAAGGCCUUGUGUUCUUUUAUGACGUGAAACCGGACAGAGGAAGACAGUUGCUCUUCUUCCUUU